Messenger RNA from Cornus florida, 1997 nucleotides. RefSeq names its product ribonuclease H2 subunit A. The transcript has 9 exons. Gene Ontology annotation, cellular component: ribonuclease H2 complex. Lineage: Eukaryota; Viridiplantae; Streptophyta; Magnoliopsida; Cornales; Cornaceae. Gene Ontology annotation, biological process: mismatch repair; DNA replication, removal of RNA primer. Gene Ontology annotation, molecular function: RNA binding; RNA-DNA hybrid ribonuclease activity. The record is from RefSeq and is a predicted model, not a curated record. The coding region runs from base 142 to 1035 and encodes 297 amino acids.
UAAGACGAUCCAAACCCAAUUCCCAAAAGUCACCAGGGCAAGAGGAGAGCCGUGGCGACGCCGCAUUUGGGCUAAAACAGCUUUACUCUUUCUUCGUUUCUGGCGGGAAGUUGGUAUACAAGUAGAGAGAGGCGAUUGCCAAUGGGAUCGGAAGGUGCUCUUCCCAAAUGGGCGUCUGAGCCAUGCAUCAUGGGCAUCGACGAAGCUGGCCGCGGCCCUGUUCUAGGACCCAUGGUCUAUGGAUGCUUGUAUUGUGCACUCUCAUACCAGAAGACUCUUUCCACUUUGCAAUUUGCAGAUUCAAAAACUUUAAAAGAAGAAAAAAGGGAGGAGCUAUUUGAAAAUUUGAAGGUAGAUGAAUCAAUUGGAUGGGCUGUUGAUGUCAUAGAUCCAAGGGAGCUCUCAGCUAAAAUGUUAAAUAAAAAUAAGAUAAAUCUGAAUGAAAUAUCACAUAAUUCUGCAAUUGGCCUCGUCAGAAAGGUGCUAGACAUGGGGGUUCUUCUAACUGAGGUUUAUGUAGAUACCGUGGGAGAUGCAGAAAAGUACAGAAUUAAAUUGUCCGAAAGAUUUCCAGCUGUCAAAUUUGUGGUUGCAAAAAAAGCUGAUAGUCUUUAUCCAGUUGUAAGUGGUGCAAGCAUUGUUGCGAAGGUAACAAGAGACACAGCCUUGCGGGAUUGGGUGCUUGAUGAAACUGCUGAAAACAUGCAUAGGAACUUUGGAUCUGGGUACCCUGGAGAUCCUGAAACCAAGGCUUGGUUGCAGCAUCACAAACACUCGGUAUUUGGAUUUCCAACAUUGGUCCGCUUCAGCUGGGCCACAUGCACUCCAUACUUCAAAAACAAUGUCGAAGUGUUGUGGGAAUCUGAUAAAAUGGAUGAAGAUGGUUCCACUAGCAAGACUGGCAAGCGGCAAUUGAAAUUAGGCAGUGUUGGUUUCACUGGAUUGAAGAGAAAAAGUGAAGAAAUUGAAUCAAGUGGUAAAGGCCGCUGCAAAUUUUUCCAAGCUCGUAAACUCGAGCAACUCUCUCAUUUCUAAGAAGCAGGUAAUGCCUAAGCACUUUUCUCAAUUGAUUAACGCUUGGAAAAGGUGUCCUGUCAAAGAACAAGCUCGGGAUUAUUGAAAGAUUGUUCCACAUUGUGUCUGGUGGUGCCUGUGGCGUGAGAGGAAUAACAUCGUCUUUAGCUAUUUUAAAAAUUCAUAUUCUACGUUCUCUGUUCUCUUAUGUAAGAGGAAGUGCAUGUUCCUUGAUUGAUGAUUUCUUUGAUCUCUUGGAUUCCAUUGGUCCUUAGACUUUUUUUAUUCUUGUAUUAGGGACACGUUCCCCUUUUGAACGUUUUUCUAAUAUAUUUUUACUUAUCCAAAAAAAAAAAAAAAAAAAGAUUCUAGGGGACCAUAGAUAAGUCAUAAUACUUUCUUGCUUCACAGUUCCUCCUAAUCCACUCCUUUACAUACAAAAGUCGUUUUCUCAGUUACCUUUGGAUCUAUAUUCAAAGCAAGGUCUGGAAGAUUCAACUAAUUUCAAUGAGAGGAAGGAUCCCAUGGCUUUUAGCCUAGGGCUAACACAAGCAGUGUAGUGCCAUGUCUCUGAAGACCGCCCUCCUCUUUCCUAUAGAGUUCAUACAGCCUUGUGGUUUGCAACUUAAUAUAUGGUUCUUGAUAAACGAUUUCUUUCCAAAAGAUGCAGGCCCUACCAUUAGAAAAAGAGAAAAUGAAAGCAAUAAAAUUCAUCUUCAUCUUCAGGCUGCCGCAUUCCAUCAAUUUGAUGCAAUGCUGGGAGAAUAUUGAAGGCACUGGUGAGAGGUAGAAGACUUAGAAGGCACUACUUCUUGGUGAUGGCCAGGGUUGCCCCAGUCAAAGAUGCUAAGGAGUAGCAUAUAACAUUCAUUGUAUGUACGCCUUUCAGAGCAUUAUAGAAUAAUGGAUAUGAAUAAUUCCUCUAUCAUCUAUGUUGAAGAAUUCCUCGGGGUACUUGAAUGGGUGGUGUCUCUGUUCUUUGU